UCCAAAUCCAACAUUGGAAGCAGGUCCCAGGUUCAAACGACCCAAAUUAUAACCACACCUGACAGAUGCUACUGUAAUUCCUCUAAGACUAGUAGUAGUACAUGGACUGUUGGAUCCACUGGAAGAACCCCCUAGUUGUGACAUGUCACUGUGCCGCCUCCACACUUGAUGAACAACGAACCAUGCUUCGCCGGGACCAUACUUCUGAACCCAUCGAAUGUUCGAAUGCCGACUUUUUCCAAACAUACUUUCGUUUCCUUGACGAUACAUUGGUGGAAAGCAUAGUAGAAAAGUUGAGGGACGACAAUGUCCUGUUCGAGAAUGGUUGGCGUGAUCUUUGCAUUGGAAAGGGAAUGAGAAACAAGAACAAGAAUGAGAAUGAGAACGAGAACGAGACGUUCGCACCUCUCUUCAAAGUCGCUUCGGCCGUGGCAAAGGUCGCCGAGUCCUGUGGUGCGAAAGCGGGCGAGUUCGACACUAUGGGAUAUCGACACUUCUCCAAUGUGCGAUGUGUUAGCAAAGACACAAAAAUUCAGCUUCGCCGCUUAGAACGCACAGCCAACAAAAAUGCCGACAACAAUAUACAACCAGACGAAGAAAACGAAGGACCAUACUCUCAUGCGGCUCACAAUGUAUCUGUAUUGGGGGAACUAUAUCUCCACGACACGCAGGCCACAGCUGAGGAUGAUGAGAAGAAACUUCUCUUCGCAGCCAAUGAAAUCAUGUACGACGAUCCGACCAGAGGCGACGACAAUGCAGGUUUGGCUCUUCUGCCGAUCGCACAUUGUCAACUAAAUGAGGUUCAGGAGCCACAACCGUUCAUUAAGUUCCUGUUGGCCGUAACAUUUGGCAGUCAGGAGCAGCUUGGUUGGGAUCCUACGGUAACGCGUCUUUCGAAAACGGUGAACGGCUCGAAUACCAUCGCUUACGAGUACAAGAUCGGUCGCAGAACAUUUCAGACUAUCGGAAAGCCGAUCUCCAAAUCGUCAGCAUAUCGUCUCGUCUCCCGAGCGACGUGA
Messenger RNA from Marasmius oreades (fairy-ring Marasmius), 1019 nucleotides. RefSeq lists its product as uncharacterized. The transcript has 4 exons. NCBI's taxonomy places the organism in Eukaryota, Fungi, Basidiomycota, Agaricomycetes, Agaricales, Marasmiaceae. Bases 102 to 1019 code for a protein of 305 amino acids. The record is from RefSeq and is a predicted model, not a curated record.